CAAAGAGACUUACAGAUGUCAUGUCUUCUGAUGUUUCAGAAACGCUGCAGAAAAAUUGGUGUGUUCAAACUGCUGUGACAGUCAUGAUUCUGCCCAUUAAAAACCCAAUGCAAAAGAUUUGACCUCUGUUACCCCUAUACCCCCCUUCCUGUGUAUCUCUCUCUGUUCCCAGUGUUACAUGUUCCACAUGUAUGUGGGAGUGCGAGCAAGUGGAGGAAUUGGUGACCUGAUUGAGGAUCCAGCUGGUGAUGAGUAUGAGAUCUACCGGAUCAUCUUCGACAUUACUUUCUUCUUCUUUGUCAUUGUAAUCCUCCUGGCUAUCAUCCAGGGGUUAAUCAUUGAUGCCUUUGGAGAUCUGAGGGAUCAGCAGGAACAAGUGAAAGAAGACAUGGAGACCAAAUGUUUUAUCUGUGGAAUAGGUAAUGACUACUUUGACACCGUGCCACACGGCUUUGAAACGCACACUCUACAGGAGCACAACUUAGCCAACUACCUAUUCUUUCUGAUGUAUCUCAUCAACAAAGAUGAAACAGAGCACACAGGCCAGGAGUCUUACGUAUGGAAAAUGUACCAGGAACGUUGUUGGGAGUUUUUCCCCGCUGGUGACUGUUUCCGGAAACAGUAUGAGGAUCAGCUCAACUGAGUCAACCUUGGAGUGACAGACUCUUAACUCUGAAAGGCCGACUGCAGCCAUCUGGCCUCUGCUUGUCCCUCAAACGUUUAUUACUUUUCUGAGGAGGCUGUACCAAAUGAUGGGUUCCUCUCUAUGCGUCAUCUCUCCUCAAGUGGCCAGGCUCUUCAACGAGAUGCACCCUGCCAUUGUCAUCCAGACAGUCAGCUCCACCCCCGACCUUUAGCACACUCUGCUUUUGAGACCUUGUACAUAGAAAACUUCAGAAAAUAUGAUGUACAAUACAUGACAGGUAGCAGGUCUAGAAUUUUUUCACUCUGAUGACUUCCUUGCUUCCUCUUAUUCUAUAUUCAAAGUAACUUGCAAAAAAUACAAAGGAUUAAUGGAUUGAGGGUAAAAGAAGAAACCUAAAGAAUGUUUUACUUUUAAUAUGACCAUGUCUACGCCCUUUCAUGUUUAUAAUGCACGAUUCAUAUAGGUACAGGUGGUGGAUACAAUAAUCAAACAAGUUGACGACUUAUUCUGGCAAGAAGAACUCUGCAGCAAAUCUACACUUCAAUAAGCUUAAAGACGUGCUGACCUGAAUACGAUGGACAACGAAAAUCGAACACAGCACCAAAGUGGAGACUUCAGAACAAUCAGAAAGCUGAAUGAAGCCCCUGUGCAAAGAGGAACAUUUUCACAAACAGAGCUGCUGUGUUGAGUUGAAUUACAGUUUGGUCCAAGAGUUUGAACAAUGACACAUGUUCUUCUCACUUUACUUACUUAUACCACCAUCACAGUGGAUCUCAAGUCAAACAAUGUAGAUCACUAAAUACUUGAUUUGCCU
Molecule: messenger RNA, 1460 nt
Organism: Oreochromis niloticus (Nile tilapia)
Lineage: Eukaryota; Metazoa; Chordata; Actinopteri; Cichliformes; Cichlidae
Product: ryanodine receptor 2-like
Exons: 5
Coding region: 179-643 (154 amino acids)
Biological process (GO): striated muscle contraction; release of sequestered calcium ion into cytosol by sarcoplasmic reticulum
Cellular component (GO): calcium channel complex; smooth endoplasmic reticulum; sarcoplasmic reticulum membrane
Molecular function (GO): ryanodine-sensitive calcium-release channel activity
Source: RefSeq, a predicted model, not a curated record